AUGUCCAUAUUCAGAAAGAUCAGGAAAUCUUUACAAGAGAGUGACUACUCGUCCUCUUCAUCCUCAAGCCAUCAAUAUGGCCAUUCCACCCGUGCAGGCGCUGCUCCUCCUACCAACCCAUUCUCCAAGCCUAGCGCCAACGGGCCACCUCCAUACACCCCUGUUGGAGCCGCUGCAAGCUACUAUGGAAAUACCCCACAACCGCAAUACCCACCCAUUCAGCCUUCGCAAAAUUACCAGCAAGCUCCUCCAAUGAUGCAACCGCAGCAGCCUCAACCACCGAUGCAUUCUACUCCAAAUCCCUUGAUAAACCCUAAUACUCUUCCUCUCCCGUCUAUGAAUCCGAACAUGGGAGCAGAUGAUCCGUAUACCUUUCUCCGGGAUUUUGAUACAGUCGUCGUUGUCGACGAUUCCGGCAGUAUGUCUGGUGGUCGCUGGAAUCAAACUGCUGCUGCUCUGAGCGCUGUAGUUCCAAUCAUCACAUUCUACGAUUCGGACGGUAUCGAUGUUUAUUUCCUAAAUGCACCAGACAGACCUCAUAAUCACAAUAUCAGGACACCAGCCCAAGUCAUGGAAAUCUUCGGCACGGUUAGACCUCAAGGCUCUACACCCACCGGACGAGCCCUAAAACGUAUUUUGGAGCCAUAUAUGGAGAAAUAUGAGCGAAAUCCUAAUCGUGUCAAGCCGUUGAACAUUAUCGUUAUCACCGAUGGUGUCCCUACCGAUGAUGUUGAAAGCCAUAUCGUCAAGUAUGCGAAGAAGUUGGAUAGGCUCGAUGCUGAUCUAACUCAGGUUGGCAUCCAGUUUUUCCAGAUUGGAAGCGACCCAGAGGCUACCAUUGCGCUUAGGGAGCUUGAUGACUCGCUGGGCGAAAUGAGAGAUGUCAGAGAUAUGGUCGAUACGGUACCAUGGACGGGAAGUUUGGAGGGUGAGAGAAUGCUCAAGGUUGUUCUGGGUGCGGUCAACAAGAGGCUUGACCGUAAAAAGUUUUAA
This is a messenger RNA of Orbilia oligospora ATCC 24927, 993 nucleotides long. RefSeq lists its product as uncharacterized. The coding region runs from base 1 to 993 and encodes 330 amino acids. Lineage: Eukaryota; Fungi; Ascomycota; Orbiliomycetes; Orbiliales; Orbiliaceae. The record is from RefSeq and is a predicted model, not a curated record. The transcript has a single exon.